This is a messenger RNA of Acanthoscelides obtectus, 1726 nucleotides long. The record is from the annotation of a GenBank genome assembly. Lineage: Eukaryota; Metazoa; Arthropoda; Insecta; Coleoptera; Chrysomelidae.
CGAAGGUUGAUUAUGUGGUUGGUGUGUUGUUUAUUUCACGUUCAAAAUUCAACAAUAAACCGGCUUGAUAAUGCUAAGGAAAUAUACGCAAGAAGCCUCUGCCAAAUCAAGAGGAACAUAUACAGAUGAACAACUAGUCACAGCAAUCGAAAAAGUCAAAUCUCAAGAGAUAUCGCUAAGAGAAGCCGAACGAAGAUAUGGCGUUCCAGCACGUACUAUUGAUCGUAGAAUUAAAUCUGGAAAGCUUACAAAGGGUCCUUGGACCUGAAGGUGUACUUGGACAAUCAAACGAAAGGAGGAAGGUGACCCAUAUUAAAAAAUUAUGUCAAGCUGGAUUUGCACCAGGCCGUAUCACAGUUCGAAAAAUGGCGUUUCAUUUUGCCGAAAAACUUAAUAUAAAACAUACAUUUUUAAAAGAAACUGGAAAAGCUGGAAUCCAGUGGCUUAGGUCCUUCAUAGAAAGGAAUCCGGACCUAUCAAUUCGUCAGUCAGAGGGAUUAUCAUUGGCCAGAGCACUAGGUAUGAAUCGCCUAGAAGUAGCCAACUUUUUCAAACUUUUGAAACAUGUUUUAUUGGAAAACAAUCUGAUUGACCGCCCAUCAAACAUUUUCGACAUGGACGAAGCUGGAAUUCAGCCCAUAAAUAAGCCAAGCAAAGUUGUUGCACCCAAAGGUGCAAAUGAUGUGCAAAUUUUGACAUCCAGAGAACGGGGAGAAAACGUGACGGUUAUAGGAUGCUGUAAUGCUGGAGGUGUGUUUCUUCAACCAGUUUUAAUUUUGAAAGGAGUAAACCGAAAGCCUGAAUUUUCAAAUGGUUUACCAGCGGGUUCCUCCAUUUACAUGACCAAAAAAAUCUUCCUUUAUCACAUCAGAACUCUGAAAUGGCUCAGGGAGCAUUGUAUUCCGAGAAAGCCUCCAGGAAAAACUCUGCUCAUCAUCGAACAUUCAUUACAUUGUUCUGACCUUGAAAUGCUAGAAAUUGCAAAUUAAAAUGAUAUUAUUUUAUUAUGUCUGCUUACUCAUUGUACACAGGCAAUGCAGCCUCUGGAUAAAAGUUUUUUUGGACCGUUAAAGUCUUAUUGGAACCAGGAAUCCAACACUUGGAUGAUUAAUCAUCCUAAUAGAAACCUAACAAGAAACCAAGCAGGAGAACUACUUGGAAAGGCUUGGAUUCGGACAGCUACAGCAGCAAAUGCUAUAUCUGGCUUCAAAAGUACUGGCAUAUUACCUUUAUGUGAUACCAGACCAUUUUUAUGCUAUAUCGCAUUUAUCAUCAAGAGAAAUAAAUGGAAGUAGUUCCACGACUGAGACACCACCAGAGGAUUCAUGGAAUUUGAACCAGCAAUUUUUAGAGCCCCAACCUAGUACUUCAGGUAUAAAUUUGAAUAACACAAGAGAGAAGUCCCCAGAAUCCCAAGGCAUCGCUUCCAAAAGUUCCAUUAUCCUUUAGUAAAAGAAAGCAAUCUGCUACAUUGCUUACAUCUCCAGAAAACAUCCUUCUAAAGAAAAACAAGCAGUAACAAGUAAAAAAAGCAAACAAAAACAUUUUGAUCACGAUUGAAGAGAAGGAAUAAAAAAAAAACAAAAUCUAAACGUCAAAAAAGCCGGAAAAUGGCAAUUGACCGUGAUCAUGGUGGUGAGUAAUAAUUCAAGUGAUGAGGAACCAUUAGCUAGAAAAAUAAAAAAACGGGAACUAACAACUGAGAAGAAGCAGAUGCACUCAAGAC